This is a messenger RNA of Cyprinodon tularosa, 11727 nucleotides long. It is a transcript of the gene chd7, whose product is annotated as chromodomain helicase DNA binding protein 7. The coding region runs from base 1 to 9810 and encodes 3269 amino acids. NCBI's taxonomy places the organism in Eukaryota, Metazoa, Chordata, Actinopteri, Cyprinodontiformes, Cyprinodontidae. The transcript has 40 exons. Gene Ontology annotation, molecular function: ATP binding; ATP-dependent chromatin remodeler activity; protein binding. The record is from RefSeq and is a predicted model, not a curated record.
AUGGCGGAUCCAGGGAUGCUGAGCCUCUUUGGUGAUGAUGCAGGGUUGUUCUCAGACGGGUUGGAUAGUUUGGGGGACUGCUUUCCCCAGCAGUCAGCGGCUGGUCAGGCCAACCCGCUAGUCCAGCCGGCAAAUCAAUCUCUGAACCACGAGCACCAGGGAAAUAGGGCUUACCACCAAGGGAUGCUUCAUGGCACCGGAGCCGGACCGGGGCAGUCCAAACUGGGGCAGAUGUAUGAGCACAGCCCUUACACAGGCUACGAUCAGCCGGGCGCCACCGGGGGACGGAUGAUGGCCCAGAACGGUCCAAACCAGGGGUCACCCAAUGUGAACACGGCCAUGAAUGGCAUGACCUCCCACUACCACAGCAGCCCAGCUAACUCUUCCAACCCUCACCAUGGGUACCAGGGGGACGCUGGGGGAGGAGGAGCAGGAAGUGGAGGUGGAGUUUGGGGCCCGCAGCAGCAGAGCAGAUCUGUGUAUCAGCAGGCUUCAGCACCAUCAGGGGCUGGUCCCAACCAGAUGGGAAGCUACCAAAUGUCUCAAGGCAAUUAUGCUGGCAUGCAAGGUCCUCCUACAUCAAGUGCAACUCGCAUGAACCAACACUACCCUCCACAGAGCAUGGCCCCUGUUCCAGCUCAGGACCCAUCUCACUACUUAGGACAUGUUGGGAUGGGGGGCGUCCAGAUGAGACAGCCCCAGCCCCAGAACUAUCCUAACAUGGGCCACACACCUCGAUACCCACACUCCCCUUCUAGACAACCUCCACACCCCCACCAGCACCAACAGGGCAUGGCACCGUUCGGGGGUGCCCAGUACCCUGGCUAUCAGCCUCAGUACGCUGCCAUGGGACCUGGAAUUAGCCAGGGGGCUAACGCUAACGUCAGCGCUAACACCAGCCAGGCCCUUGGAGCAGGGCAGCUGGGCCAAAGGUUCAACCAGGGAACGAGCUCGGCGCCGGGGCAGCAGGGACAGCGAUACCCCUCUGUUCCACCCCACCAGCCCCACUCUGCCUCAAUGCAACAGCAGGCGGGACAGCAAGGCCAGCCUAUGCAUCCCCUAAACCAUCCCCCAAACAUCCCCCCAAACCAACCCCAGUCUCACCUCACCGCCCCAGCUCAGGGAUCCUACCCCUCCCCCCCAUCUAUGUCCCCUAUGCGGGUUCUGGGAACUCCAACUCCUCCCCCACAGGGAAGACCCCCUAGUGCAGGACUAGCUGGACCUCCGGAUGUUGCAGGAUACACAGCAAUGCAUUCACCUCCCAGCGGUAUGGCCCAUGCACAGAGAACUCCCCAAAACUCUCUUUCUGCAGCACACCCACAGCACCAGCAGCCCCAUAACAUGCCUCCCAGUGCAGGGCAAAUGUAUCCUGGCAUGGGGCCUCAGCGUGGACCACAGAUCGGGCAGAACAGGCUCCAGCAACCACAAGGGCCUCACGAAGCCUCGGUCAGCCAGGGAGGUGACCAGCGAGUUCUCCAGGCCCAACAGCAAGCCUCUCGAGGUGGGCAGCCCCUGCAGGCCGCUCCUAUGGCUUUCCAGGGUCCGCCUCUCGGUCAACAUGGAGCCCCUGCCCCUAACCAGGGCUUAGCUCCACCUGCCCAGAACACUCAGACGCAGCACACACAUCUGCCCCCACACCUGCACAACCUGCAAAGCACGCCCCCUCCUCCCAACCAGGCCUCCCACCCAUGGGCACCUCAGCCACCUGCCCCCCUCCCGCUCUCCUCACCCCCUCUUACCCCACAGAAAGUGCCUCACAUACAGCAUUCCCCCUCAGACCUGUCAGGUGACGCCUCAAUGAUGGUUCCUGACAGGCCAACGGUUGGUGCCGGAGCCCCCAGCCAGUCUAUCAGCACAGAGAAGCCUACUGAUCAGGAGACCAAGCCAAAAAAGAAGAAGAAAAAGAAAGCUAAAGCCGUGGAAGGAGAUAAAGACGAUGGAGGCAAAAAAGGAGCAAAGGAAGGAGGAGAUGAGGACGUGAAGUCGGAGUUUCCUGCAACAGGAAGCAAUGCAAGCGAACAGGUUACCGGCACAGGAACUGUUGAAGGGACUUUGCCGCCACUGGAGGAGAAGAAGAAGCGGAAAAAGAAACCAAAGGAGAAGGUGGAGGGCAAGGAGCCCAAAGAGCCCAAGACCCCGAAGACCCCCAAAACACCCAAGACUCCCAAAGAGCCCAAGGAGCCCAAGGAGAAGAAAGCCAAGAGCACCACACCCAAGGCCAAGACUCCUAAGAAAACCAGCAGUAAAAAGGUGGAAUCAGAGGGCGGGGCCAGUGCUGCUAAGAAGGAUGCCAAGAGGAAGAGGGAGUCAUCAGUGGGUGACGAUGUGGAGGUGAAGUCUCCACUCCCCUCUCCCCCCGAAGAAGAGGAUGAUGAUGGUGUUCAGAAGCGCCGUUCGAGUCGUCAGGUUAAGAGGAAGAGAUACACUGAGGACUUGGAGUUCAGGAUCUCUGAGGACGAUGACAGCGGGGAUGAUUCAACAACACCGAAAUCUCCUUCAUCCUCCUCACAGCAACAGGAUUUGACUGAGACUGAAGGGCCUGUCGUGGAGAAGAUCAUGGGUUUGCGUAGCGGCAAAAAGCAGCUGGAGUCUGGUGAGGAAGUAGAGGUGGAGGAGUUCUACGUCAAGUUCAAGGGCUUUUCGUACCUCCACUGUCGCUGGUCCGAUCUGGAGGAGCUGGAGAAGGACAAGAGGAUACACCAGAAGAUCAAGAGGUUCAAAGCCAAGCAGCAGCUCAACAACUUUAUCACUGAGAUGGACGAUGAGCCUUUUAACCCAGAUUAUGUGGAGGUGGACCGAGUCCUAGAUGUUUCAGAGAGCACAGAUGAAAAUGGAGAGAUCGUCACCCUGUAUUUGGUGAAAUGGUGCAGUCUGCCUUACGAAGAUGCUACCUGGGAGCUGAAGGCAGACAUCGACCAGUCUAAGAUAGAUGAAUAUGAACGCAUCGCAGCACGCGAACCCAACACUAACCGAGUGGAUCGGCCUUCUGCAGCCGACUGGAAAAAGCUGGAGAGCUCCAGAGAAUACAGGAACGGCAAUGCACUCAGGGAAUACCAGCUCGAAGGCCUCAACUGGCUGACUUUCAACUGGUACAACUCACGUAACUGUAUACUGGCAGACGAGAUGGGGCUCGGAAAGACCAUCCAGUCCAUUACAUUCCUCUACGAGAUCUAUAUGAAGGGCAUUGAGGGGCCAUUCCUGAUCAUCGCCCCUCUAUCCACCAUCCCUAACUGGGAGAGGGAGUUCAGGACCUGGACGGAGCUCAACGUUGUCGUCUACCACGGCAGCCAGGCCAGCAGGAAAACCAUCCAGGCCUAUGAGAUGUACUACAGAGAUCCCCAGGGCAAGAUAAUAAAAGGAGUGUACCGGUUCCACGCGGUCAUUACGACAUUUGAGAUGAUUCUGGCCGACUGUCCGGAGCUGCGCAGCAUCCCGUGGCGCUGUGUGGUGAUCGACGAAGCCCACCGCCUCAAAAACAGAAACUGCAAGCUGCUGGAGGGACUCAAAAUGAUGGAUAUGGAACACAAAGUCUUGUUGACAGGAACUCCUCUUCAGAACACAGUGGAGGAGCUCUUUAGCUUACUCAACUUCCUGGAACCAGAGCGAUUCCCAUCUGAACAGACUUUCAUGACUGAAUUUGGAGACUUGAAGACUGAAGAACAGGUCCAAAAACUUCAAGGCAUUCUGAAGCCCAUGAUGCUUAGAAGACUGAAGGAGGAUGUGGAGAAGAACCUAGCCCCCAAAGAGGAGACUAUUAUUGAGGUGGAGCUGACCAACAUCCAGAAGAAAUACUAUCGGGCCAUACUGGAGAAAAACUUCUCCUUCCUGUCCAAAGGAGGCGCAGGAGGAAGUGGAUCAGCAAGUGUCCCCAACCUUCUCAACACCAUGAUGGAGUUGAGGAAAUGCUGCAACCACCCCUACCUCAUAAAUGGAGCGGAAGAGAAGAUCAUCGAGGAGUUUAGGGAUUCCCAUGGCGGCAGGACUGAUGUGCCAGAGAUGGCUCUCCAAGCUAUGAUCCAGGCGGCUGGGAAACUGGUGCUCAUCGACAAGCUGCUGCCCAAACUAAAAGCCGGAGGACACAGGGUUCUGAUUUUCAGUCAGAUGGUCCGCUGCCUGGACAUUCUGGAGGACUACCUCAUCCAGAGACGAUAUCCAUACGAACGAAUAGACGGCAGAGUUCGGGGAAACCUGCGACAGGCCGCCAUCGAUAGGUUUUCCAGACCAGACUCGGACCGUUUUGUCUUCCUGCUCUGUACCAGAGCGGGUGGGCUCGGCAUCAACCUGACCGCAGCAGAUACCUGCAUCAUCUUUGACUCGGACUGGAAUCCUCAGAAUGACCUUCAGGCUCAAGCAAGAUGUCAUCGUAUCGGCCAGUCCAAGUCGGUGAAGAUCUACCGCCUGAUCACCAGGAACAGCUACGAGAGAGAAAUGUUUGACAAGGCCAGUCUGAAGCUUGGGCUGGAUAAGGCUGUUCUGCAGAGCAUGAGUGGAAGAGAGAACGCUAACAGUGGGGUCCAGCAGUUGUCAAAGAAGGAAAUCGAGGACCUACUGAGAAAAGGUGCCUAUGGAGCUUUGAUGGACGAAGAAGAUGAAGGCUCAAAGUUCUGCGAGGAGGACAUCGACCAGAUCCUCCAGAGACGAACCCACACCAUCACCAUCGAAUCGGAGGGCAAAGGCUCCACUUUUGCUAAGGCCAGCUUUGUUGCGACAGGAAACCGAACAGACAUUUCUCUGGAGGAUCCAGACUUCUGGCAGAAAUGGGCCAAGAAAGCAGAGCUGGACAUGGAUGCCAUUAAUGGCCGGAACACGCUGGUGAUUGACACACCAAGGGUGAGGAAGCAGACGCGGCACUACAGCAGCGUGAAAGAGGAUGACAUGCUCGAGUUCUCCGAGCUGGAGAGCGACGACGACGAACCCAGCAAGCCUUCUACCAAACAGCGUCGACCUCAAGACAAAACCCAAGGCUACCCCAGAUCCGAGUGCUUCAGGGUGGAGAAGAACCUGCUCGUCUAUGGGUGGGGAAGGUGGAGUGACAUCCUCGCUCACGGUCGCUUUAAGCGUCCCCUAAAGGAGGCAGACGUAGAAACGAUCUGCAGGGCUCUCCUGGCCUACUGUCUGCUGCAUUACCGUGGAGACGAGAACAUCAAGAGUUUCAUCUGGGACCUGAUUACCCCGAGUGAAGACGGGACCACCAGAACGCUCACAAAUCACUCUGGUCUCUCUACUCCAGUUCCCAGGGGCAGGAAGGGAAAGAAGGGGAAGAUGACUGCUCCUCCUCCUCAGACGCCACGAGCUGAUUGGCUGGCCACCUGCAAUCCUGAUCAUUUACUACAGGAGGACAGUUAUAAGAGACACCUGAAACAUCACUGUAACAAGGUUCUGCUUAGAGUCCGGAUGUUGUAUUACCUGCGACAGGAAGUCAUAGGGGACCAGGCGGAGCGCAUCCUGGAAGGAGCUGACUCCAGCGUGUUGGAUAUCUGGAUCCCUCAGCCGUUCCACGCCGAGGUCCCAGCUGACUGGUGGGACACGGAGGCUGACAAGUCCCUGCUGAUCGGCGUCUUCAAACACGGCUAUGAGAAGUAUAACUCCAUGCGUGCUGAUCCUGCCCUGUGUUUCUUGGAGCGAGUGGGUAUGCCAGACGCCAAAGCGAUAGCCGCUGAGCAGAGGGGCUCUGACAUGAUGGCAGAUGGUGUUGAGGGGGAGGAUGAGGAUCCAGAGUACAAGCCGAUGCGUAUGCCAUUUAAAGAUGACCUGGACGAUUUCACCAACUCUCCGCUGGAUGACAAAGAUAAUACAGUUGAAGGCGAGACUGAAGUGAAAUCAGGAGAAAACAGCCAAAAUGUCCCCUCUGUGGGCGGAGCUUCUGGCUCCAGCGAACGACUCUAUUGGCCAGCGGCCUCUGCCCUGACGGCCAGACUUCGACGCCUGAUCACGGCUUACCAGCGCUCCAACCGCAGAGAGCAGCUCCGUCAGGAGGCCCUCAACAGACCUGACGGUCGGCGGCGCCGACGCAGGGAGUUCCUGCCCUCCAUCGCCAUGGUUCCUGAAACGGGAACAGGAACGACAUACAUCCAGGAUGGCACAGGGAUGUUCAUGACAGAAGGAAGCCCAUAUUUGGCUAAAGGAAAUCCUUAUUUUGCCAAAGGUACUCAGUUCCUACCAGAGGCUUCGCCUGUGAUGACGGCCAGCUCCCUGAUGUCUGACGGAUCGCUGUAUUAUAGAGAGAGGAGACAAAGAUGGACGCGUCGUGAGGAGGCAGAUUUCUACCGUGUCGUUUCCACCUUUGGAGUCGUCUUUGAUACGCAGCGUCAAAAGUUUGAUUGGACACAAUUCAGAGCGUUUGCCCGUCUGGACAAGAAAACGGAUGAGAGCUUGGAGAAAUAUUACUACUCAUUCAUUGCCAUGUGCAAACGGGUCUGCAGAAUGCAGAUCAAGACUGAAACGGAACUUCCAGACCCAACCCUGAUCAUCGACCCCAUCACAGAGGAGCGUGCCUCUCGCACCCUGUACCGCAUUGAGCUUCUGCGCCGCAUCAGGGAGCAAGUCCUUCCUCACCCGCUGCUAAAUGAGCGCCUCAAGCUCUGCCAACCCUCUCCGGACCUGCCCGAAUGGUGGGAGUGCGGACGCCACGACCGGGACCUCCUCCUGGGGGCCUCUAAGCAUGGCGUCAGCCGUACGGAUUAUCACAUCCUAAAUGACCCUACCUUGGGCUUCCUGGAGGCCUACCAGCGCUUCACAAGUCAGCGAGGGGCUGGUGCUGGAAUUGGAGCCCUUGGAGAGCUCUGCAAAGCUGGCAUGGGGAUCACAGAAACUGCCUCUGCUCCACUUCUCACCGCUGCAGAGCUGGAAAGUGCUGCAGCUGCAGCAAAAAUGGCUGUUGAUGCUGCAAAAGAGGAGGAAGAAGGGAAGGAUAUAAAGAUGGAAGAAGAGAAAGCAGAAAUGGAGGUUAAAACAGAAACCGAGGAAGGAGGUUCCAGUAACAUUCCAUGUAUGAAGACUGAACCCCUUGAACAGAAGGGAAAUCAAGAUGUUGAUGAAGGGAAAGAUGAAGCAGUCGCUUCACCAAUGAAGGUCGAAGCUGAAAAUGUUUUGCCAAAGGUUGAAAAAGAGGAUUACGAAGUAAAACCAGAAAGCCAGACGUCGGAUCAAGACCCUGAUUUGGCCAAACAGAAGAGCAGCACAAGUCCUGAGCAUCAUCAGAACGACGUCGGCUUCGAGCUCCCAGAAUCCUCUGCUGAAGCACAACUUGCCCCCAAGACUGCAGAGGAGGAAGAUGGUGAGGAGAAGGAGACAUCGGAGUCUCUCAAAUCGCCAAAGUCUGCUGAAACAGUGAAAAGUCCUGAGGAAGAAGAGGAGGAAAGGAUGGAUGAAGAUGACAAAUCAGAGAAGUCGUCUCAAGCUGAGGCGAUCACAGGGCAAAAGAACUUCGACGAGGAGAGCAUCGCUUCUCUGAGCACGUCUGUCCGGGACGAGUUCUGUCCCGACGACUUGCAGGAACCCUCUGUGUUCCACGCCUUGCAGGACCGCACCUAUGGCUUCUCAUUCUGGCCAAAGGAUCGAGUGAUGAUCAACAGGUUGGAUAACAUUUGCGAGACGGUCCUAAAGGGAAAGUGGCCCGUUAACAGACGGCACAUCUUCGACUUCCCUGGAAACCUCCUGCCGGGCCACGGCUCGGCGGCAACAGCCGCCGCCGUAGCCAUGGUGAGCGAGAGCCCGCUGCAGAGACGAAGCCUGGCCGAGCUGACGAUGGCUGGGAUCCACACGCCGUACAGCGGGAGCGAGGACAAAACGCUGUCUCCACAGGUGCAUGAGGACGCUCUGAGUUUGACGGUACCUCGACAGAGGAGGAGGAGGAGGAAAAAGAUCGAGAUCGAGGCCGAGAGAGCAGCGAAGAGGCGUAAUCUGAUGGAGAUGGUGGCUCAGCUGAGAGAAAGCCAUGCAGCCGCAGAGUCUCAGAACCAGGCCAUAGACCUCACUAAGGGUGUGCACCAUCACCACAAGGCUGCUCCCUCUCUGGCCGGCUUCCCCAGUGCCUUGAUGACAAACCCUUCCCUCAAAGCCCAAAUGGAUUUGCUGCAGCAAGUCCCACCCUCUGCUCACAGAGCCAACGGCUCAUUGGACGCUGACCUGCCCAUCAUGAGAAGGAGGCGGGGCCGCAGGAAAAAUGUGGAGGGCCUGGAGCUGCUGUUCAUGGGCAACAAGAGAGCAGGGGGGGAUGAUGCUGAUGGGACAAAUAUUCCAGGAGGGGAGGGGGUUCAGGAUGCCCCCCAACCCCACAGACCAAUCAGUGUCCCUGACCAGAGCCCCAAUGCCCACUCUCUGGCCUCCGGCAGCCUGGAGGAGGAGGAGACGCCAGUUUCUAGCAAAGACCUUGGAGAGUGGCUGAGACAGCACCCUACAUACACCAUGGACAUGACUGGAUUCACACCAAAGAACGAGGAGAUGCUUUUAUCUCAGUUCUCUAAGCCCAAGCAGAAGCGUCAUCGCUGUCGAAAUCCCAACAAGAUCGACAUCAACACCCUGACUGGGGACGAGAGAGUCCCUGUGGUCAACAGACGGAACGGACGGAAGAUGGGCGGGGCCAUGGCUCCACCAAUGAAAGAGCUUCCCAGGUGGUUGUUGGAGAACCCAGAGUUCUCCAUCGCUCCUGAUUGGACAGACAUCGUCAAACAGUCGGGUUUCCUCCCAGAAGCCAUGUUUGACCGCCUUUUGACUGGCCCUGUAGUCAGAGAGGAAGGCGUUCGUCGUCGAGGACGACGACCCAAAUCUGAAAUAGCAAAGGCAGCCGCUGCUGCCCAGGCUGCGGCAGCUCAGGCCGCUCAGGCCUCCCUGGCUUCAGCCGCUUCAUCCGCAGGAGGAAUCAACCCUCUGCUGCUGAACAGCCUGUUUGGAGGGAUGGACCUGUCGUCUCUCCAGAGCCUCCAGUCUCUUCAGCUGGCUGCUGGUCUGAUGGCCUUCCCUCCUGCUGACCCCAAACAGUCCGCUGCAAACGCCGCCGCCGCCUCCAUGCUGCCCCUCAUGCUCCCUGGCAUGGGAGGCCUGCCCAACAUGGCCGCCGCCAUCCCCAACAUGUUCAGUCUCGGAGGGCUUUUUGGAGGUAACCUCACGGCUGCUGCCGCCGCAUCCAACGCCGCUUCUGGAAACGCCAACGGAACAACCGAGGGAGAGGGAGGACACGGAGAGGAGAUGGCGAAGAGGAAGAGGGAGGCAGACGACAAGGAGGCAGGAGACGACGGAGACGAUCUGGGAGAGGAGGACGAGGAGGAGGAGGAAGAGGCAGCAGCGGAGGGAGAUGAGGAUGGAGUGAAAAAGGCCAAGAAAAGGAAGAUGGAGGGUGAGGUUGCUUCAGAGAAAAAGGAGAAAUCGGCCAACGCCGGGGAUCCUAAGGUUCCAGCAGCCGAAGCGUCAGCAGAGGCAUCUGUCAAUGGCGACACUGCCGCCCUGCUGGCCGCUGCCGGCAUGUCUGCCAACUCCCUGGCAUUCAACCCCUUCCUCCUCUCCACCAUGGCCCCUGGCCUGCUCUACCCCUCCAUGUUCCUCCCCCCGGGGCUGGCUGGGCUCAGCCUGCCGGGCUUCCCCACUGCCUCCCUCGCCGAACUGCAGAGCGCCAUGGCCGGAGCGAUGGGAGAAAACGCCUCGACUCCCAACCCCGCAAGAGAUGAGGAGAGGGAAGAGGGGAAAGCUGCUGCAGAAGAAGAGGAUGAGGAGGGAGAAGAGACGGACUUGGCAGAGCAGAAAGAGGAAGCAGCAGCAGCGGCGGCGGCAGCGGAGGAGUCGGCGGCGUCUCCACAGAACGGAACGAGUGACUGAAGUGGAAAACAAACUAACUGACUGGCCUUGAACAUUUCCUCCAUCUGUUGCACGUUUACACGCCUCCAACAGAAAUAUCCAAACUAUUACAAACUUUCUUUUUGUUUUUGCUUUGACUUUUGUUGACUAUUUUCUGUUUCUCUUUUUGUUUGUUGUUUGACCAGGUGUAUUUACUAUGCGUCAGAGAGGCCCAGGUGUGUUUGUAUUAAGUUAAAUCUCUCUGAUCGAUAGUGUAGUCAGGGAAAAUCCUCAGCCUAGCUCGGCUUUUCUUCAAAGACUGUUUCCUCCUCUCUGCUCGGUGCGCGCCGUGAACUCCGCGCCCACCUCCUUUUUUUUUUUCUUUUUUCUUUCUGUUCCACAAAUAGGACUUCACAUGUUUCCAAUAGUACUAUUAUUAUAAUUAAUAUUAUUGUUGCUGCUUUCAGCUCUCCAGUCAUUUAUGCCUCCCUCUCCUUUUGUCUGGACUGUUAUGUUGUUGCUGGCAGCAUCUCACCCGAAACGAGAAGAAGCUUCUCAUGCUUCUUCUGACAGCAGUUCUCAAGAAAACGAAGAAAGAAAAAAAAACGCAUUACAGCUCAUCCUGCUGUCUGUCUGAUAAAGCUGCUGCAAAAGGAAUCGAUAGAGAUGCUCUGUGUUAGAGCAGAUGUUUUAAGUUCUCACAUAUCAGAUCAGGUAGACUGAUGUAAACCAACCAGAUUCUCUCUCAAACAUCCAGACUUAUACUUGAUGAAGAGCAGCACACAUUCAGGAGGCUACCACUACACACUAACCCCUUGUAGGUCACGUGACUGUUUCUCCUGUUGUUGUUUUUCUUUUUCUCUUAUUGACUGUAGGCGUGUUGUGCGCACGUUGAAUCGAUACUGUUAAACCCAGUCCCACACUGAAACCCAGUCUGGAGUCUUUCCUACUGCCACAUCCGAUUGGUCACUCUCUCUCGGCUUGGAGGCGGCUGCUGUCUGAUCGGUCUGCCUCGUGCUGCCAAAACGUACCCGCUGCUGUUCAGAAAGAGGCCUUGGUGAUGAGUUUUAAGCAUCUGGCCGAUCAUGAAUUUAAAACUGGGGAGGGGGCAGAAGAGAUUCUAUGUUUUAUUUCUUGGUCGCAGUCUCCAUAAAGUUUUCUUUCAAGCUUCUUUCACAUCCCUGUAGUUCCAGACUAGGCGCUGCUCCCUUCUAGUCAUCUUCUUUUUUAAAGACUGUUGCUCUAGUCACACACACUGACACCACCAAAAGGACUGAGACACGAUCUCUUCAUGUAGUUCAACUCUGCUCGCUAACUUACGUUUUUGAGUACUUGAAAGCACCAGUUGUGCUUAUAUUGCGCAAACCCUCCCCUCUAAAAAAAAAAAAAAAAGGCCAGUUUUAGUGUCUGAGAUGAAUUAAGUGCUGCAAGUGGUUCAGAUAUGUAAAGGAGAGAGAAGUGAGUGGGAGGUAACAGACCCGCGCCUCUUCUCUCUAACGCUGAGACAGCAAUAACCGAGGCAGCUUUUGAAUGUUCCAACAUCACCCUCCCAACACGCUCCCCCCCCCAUCGAUAACCACAAGUGUCGUAUGAGUAGAGAAGCAAACUGUAAAUGAGGACAAAUAAGUACUGCAAUCAAUUUUUGUCUCACUCUUUUCCUGUCAAUGCACUGGUGUUAAAGAGUAAAGUUAAUCAGGUACCUUUAUUACUUAGCUACUUUUCUUGAAAAAAAAGGACAUUUUGUUACUUUUAGCCAGCAAGCUGAAGAGCAUUACCUCAAAAUUCUUAUCUAGCCUUGAAGUUUACAGACAUACCAUGUAAAUGUUUUUUUUUCCUUUUUUUCUUUAUUUGGUUUGUGUAUUUUUUUUUCUUUUUGUUUUUUUGAGACAUCUUGUAUGAUGAAAUGUAGCUAUGAUGCUUUUAAUAAAAGUGAAUCACGAUAUUCGCCUAGGAAACCAA